This is a messenger RNA of Tigriopus californicus, 1832 nucleotides long. RefSeq names its product ammonium transporter Rh type B-like. Gene Ontology annotation, biological process: ammonium homeostasis; ammonium transmembrane transport. The coding region runs from base 1 to 1662 and encodes 553 amino acids. Lineage: Eukaryota; Metazoa; Arthropoda; Copepoda; Harpacticoida; Harpacticidae. The transcript has 2 exons. The record is from RefSeq and is a predicted model, not a curated record. Gene Ontology annotation, cellular component: plasma membrane. Gene Ontology annotation, molecular function: ammonium channel activity.
AUGGUCACGAUAUUCGUUUCAAUCGUUCGGUUGAAUCGUGGAAGAAUGAACGUGUCUUUCGCUAUUUCCUCGCGUGAAGCCGAGUAUUCUCAAAACUUAUCCAUGGAAGAGUUUCGAAGAAGGAACAAAUUCAAGCAAGUCAAAUUUGCCAUCUAUCUCAUUGCCUUUGAGAUGAUCUUGCUUUGUGUCUUUCUUCGCUUGGCUCGAUAUUCGUUCACCGCCGAUGCUUCCAUGCCCGAAAAUGGCGUAUCUGUUGCUCUUGGGGGCGGAGGUGGGCGGGCAGAGGUUUCACAAUUAUUGAAGAACCUCACUUUCUUGGGCUUGGUUCAAAUCCUAUUCAAAGGGAACGCCUCAUCAUUGAUGCAGAUCAAAGCUCAUUCCUGUGCCGGUCAAAUCUUACACCUCCUGGUCAUAGCAUUGGGAUUUCAAUUGUCCUUAAUCUGCAGAGGUCUUUUCUACAUCCUUUACCAAGGGAUGGAGGAGAUUCCACUGGAUGUGCAUGACCUUUCUGAAGGGAUGAUGGCGGCCUUUGCCUUAUCGCUCGCCUCUAUGUUCGUCAUUGGAAGGACGGCCGGAAUCCACUUGAUCUUUCUCAUAAGUGUUUUCAUUCCACUCUUCAAUGUGUGCAAACUCACCAAUGAAGAGAUCUUCAUGGUCACUGAUCCUGGCAACGCCCUCACCGUUCACCUUUUUGCCGCCAUAUUUGGCUGGACCCUCCACAUUGUCACCUUAAGGAACAAGUUCCAACCCGGUUCCGAACUCUGCGCCCACAAACUUGAAGAGAAGGAUGUUUGGAGCACGUUUGGACCCAUCACUUUGUUCAUCACGUUUCCCAUAAUCAACGCCAUCCAAGCCGAGAGCGACGCCGAUAUGGGUCGUGCCAUAAUCAAUACCAUCAUGGCCCAAGUGGGAUCCAUGGUGUUCUCACUUGCCAUCAUGGUGGGCGUCACCCACAUCAAUGACCGAAUGUAUGACUACCAUGUCCUUCAAGGCUCCUUUGUGAGUGGCGGUGUGGCAAUUGCCUCAUCUGCCACUUUGAUGGUCCAACCUCAUGGGGCUUUGAUAAUAGGACUGGUCACCGGCUUGAUCUCUACAGUAUUCUAUCUAACCAUUGAAGAUCUGAUACAAGCCCGAUGGAGGUUACCUUGCACUAGUGGACUGUUCUCGUUUCAUGGAAUCCCUGCCUUUAUAGGAGGCAUCACGGCCGCCAUUUUGGCAGCCAUUUCGGAAGCAAGGCAUGGGACCAUAUCCUACCACAACAGCCUGUAUCCAAUCUACCCUGCCCGUGUUCCGGAUGUGGACUCUUGCAAGAACACAACUUGUUCGUACACGUUUGGUGAAAUCAUUAGCAACUACCCUUUCCUGGAGGAAAAGGCCCUGGGUCGCACCGCUGGAAUGCAGGCCUUGUUUCAGUUGAUUGGGGUACUCAUGGCUUUGACUUUGGCCAUAAUGGGAGGGCUGACGGUGGGACUGAUGAACAAUUUGUCUUCGGAUAAAUGUGGAAAUGAGUUUCCGAAUACUGCUUGGAACGACGAUUCGUUCCUUCUCAAUCAACGCCAAAGAAGCUUUAGACGCCAGAGCUCGAGCAAACCACUCCGAUCUGCGAGCAAUUCAAGCGAGGAGCCUCUCGAGGAGCCUCUCGAGAGGCCUCAAGAUAAAUGACAUGGACUUUUUGUGAUGCAAUACAUAUUUAAAGAAGUAGAACAUACUUUACAGAAAACAUAUUGGCGAUGUAUAGAGAGCGGAUGAAUGAGUUUCGUAGAAUAAUUUGCCCUCACUGUAAAACUAAUUUUUUAGCUCUCAACAAUGAAAUAUAAACUCUGCUCGGUCUC